Phycomyces blakesleeanus NRRL 1555(-) is the source of this 500-nucleotide messenger RNA. RefSeq lists its product as hypothetical. Gene Ontology annotation, molecular function: structural constituent of ribosome. The record is from RefSeq and is a predicted model, not a curated record. The coding region runs from base 31 to 309 and encodes 92 amino acids. Gene Ontology annotation, cellular component: ribosome. Lineage: Eukaryota; Fungi; Mucoromycota; Mucoromycetes; Mucorales; Phycomycetaceae. Gene Ontology annotation, biological process: translation. The transcript is spliced from 4 exons.
CCUUUAGAUAGCCAUCCAUCCUUUAUCAAAAUGGCCAAGCGUACUAAUAUAGUCGGAAUCACCGGAAAGUACGGUACCCGUUAUGGUGCCUCCCUCAGAAAGCAGGUGAAGAAGAUGGAAAUCACCCAGCACGCCAAGUACACCUGUACUUUCUGCGGUAAGGACGCUGUCAAGCGUACUGCUGUUGGUAUCUGGAAGUGCAAGGGCUGCAAGAAGACCAUGGCCGGUGGUGCUUACACCGUUUCCACCACUGCUGCUGCCACUGUUAGAUCCACUGUCCGUCGUCUCCGUGAGUUGGCCGAAAUCUAAAAAGUUUCAACGCAAAAAAUACACCAACACCAACACCAACACGCGUACCAGCACCAGCACCAGCACCAACAACAAUAUCAACCUCACCAUCACAAACAAUCGUUAUACAUUUAAGUUUUGGACAUCUCAGUUGUGCGUUAAAACAAAAAUGGAAAUUUUCCAAAAUAAAGAAAAAAACACAAUUAAAACAU